CUCGCGCCCUGCAAUGUGUUGCAGAAACUGCUCCGUCGCGAGGAAAGGUCGCGACAGAGAGCUUGUAAGAUCGCGUGACGUAUGAGCUCCAACACGCCGAGCGAAGAGCUGCGCGAUGCCAUCUGCGAUAUGCGCGGCGACGACCUCGAAGGGUUGCUCGACCAAGGCGCCGACGCCAACUACGUGGACGAGGAAAGUGGGUGGGCCCUUCUGCUGUGGGCCGUCAAGACCAACCAGCCGAGAGCCGUGGCCACCUUGUUGGCCCGUGGUGCCAAUGUCAACGCCGCCGAUCCCAGCGGCAACACGGCGCUGCACAAGGCUGCGUAUUUGGGCCACGCAGAGUGCGCGACGCUGCUCUUGGCGCACGGCGCUAGCGCUGACCUCCACAACAAGAUGCAGCAGACUGCACGGGACCUCGCACUCCUCUUUGAGAAGCCCGAGAUGGCCGUCCUCCUCACACAGUAAUGCUGGCACCACGCGUCUUUCUUAAUCGUGUAUGACGGUGUCGAACUUGCU
This is a messenger RNA of Saprolegnia parasitica CBS 223.65, 516 nucleotides long. RefSeq lists its product as hypothetical. The transcript has 2 exons. The record is from RefSeq and is a predicted model, not a curated record. Lineage: Eukaryota; Oomycota; Saprolegniomycetes; Saprolegniales; Saprolegniaceae. Gene Ontology annotation, molecular function: protein binding. The coding region runs from base 82 to 465 and encodes 127 amino acids.